Molecule: messenger RNA, 1195 nt
Organism: Mugil cephalus (flathead mullet)
Lineage: Eukaryota; Metazoa; Chordata; Actinopteri; Mugiliformes; Mugilidae
Product: scavenger receptor cysteine-rich type 1 protein M130
Exons: 5
Coding region: 89-910 (273 amino acids)
Cellular component (GO): membrane
Source: RefSeq, a predicted model, not a curated record
AACGGAAAGCGAAAGUGAGGUACACCACAGGAAUAAAAACAGUUUUGCUCAUAUUGCACAGAACUCUCAGUCACAGUGACUCUCAGUCAUGGGGAGCGCACAACAGCGGAACUUGUUCUAUCUGAGUAUCGCCUUACUUUCUAUCUCAUCUCGUGCUGCUGCAGAUAGUCAAGUCAGAUUAGUUGACUUUAUUCUGUGCUCUGGAAGAGUUGAAAGAUACCACAAUAACUCCUGGAGAACAGUCUGUGAUGUUAACUGGGACUUUAAUGAAGCUACUAAGGUUUGUACAGAGCUGGGCUGUGGGACGGCAGUGAGCGCCACUCAAGAAUUUGGAGUACACAACUGUCGACACACCAAGGACGCCAGUGUUAUCUGUUCAGCCUCAGUGAUCCUUCUGGUCUUCUUGGGAGCCUUUGGGACCCUACUCUCCAUCCUGUUGGUUUUCUUGGCGGUCUGGUUGGUCCGCAGGAGACAACGACAACAAGUCAAGCAGACUAAAGCAUCCAUUCAAUCUCAGAGUCUGAGCUCACCAAACCGUUUUUUUUCAGUUGCUUAUCGAUUGAAGCAAAAGGAAAAAGAAGAGGAGGAGGACGACGACUAUGUGAAUGUGUCACUUGACACCAACCAGUCCCAGAAAGAGCAGGAUAUUAAUGUGGAGGAACAGGACGAUCAAGUGUCCUACGAGAAUGUUGAGAAGCAGUGUCCUGAGUCUCCUGAGGGUCCUGUGGGUCCUGUGGGUCCUGAGGAUCCUGAGCGUCCUGAGGAUCCCGAGGGUCCCGAUUAUGUGGUGGUGAUCCCUGGAGACGAACACGUCUACGAGGUUUCGGACUGCACGAUGAACGCCCAAGAGAAACAUGUAGAUGACAACCAAACCAGCAAUGAUGACUACGAAAAUGUGUCAAACAAUUAGCUUCGAACAGAAUAUCGAGAAAGCUUACCAGCUCUAUCAUUUCCCUCAUUUGAUUUUAAGUAAAAACGACAACUUGAUGUCCCAGGCUGAUGUCCCAGACUGUCACAGUUGUGUAUGUAGUUGCGGUAACCCACCAUUCCUUUCGGGUCACCUGUCUCUCUAAGUCCUCUGUAAGUGUCAGCGUUGUGUGUUGGAUCUUGCAAUAAGUGCCAACGCUGCUGGCAGUGUUUUCUUGCUGUAAAUGGGGAGUUUCCUUCGUAUCUUAAUAAAUUGUGUUAAAUGACA